This is a messenger RNA of Aspergillus calidoustus, 2124 nucleotides long. The record is from the annotation of a GenBank genome assembly. Lineage: Eukaryota; Fungi; Ascomycota; Eurotiomycetes; Eurotiales; Aspergillaceae.
AUGAGUGCUGUACACAAACGGAGCUGCCAGUCCUGUAACAAGACCUUUUCCAAGGCGGAGCAUCUCACCCGCCAUCUUCGCAGCCAUACCAAAGAACGCCCCUACGCGUGUUCCAUCUGCGGCAAGUUGUAUUCUCGCAGUGAUGUUCUGCGACGACAUGAGAAGAGCCACCGCAAUGCCUCGGUCUCAACGCCAGAGCACCCGGAUCGGGAUACUACCAUGCUCACCCCUUUCUCCCAGGAAACGCACAAUCCCCCGUUGAUCCCAGACUACUCCGCCAACGUGUCUGGGAUAUCUAGUCACUCUCUCGGUGCCAAUGAGCUUCAGUCGAUAGACGCCCAGUCACUUCAUGAUCCCAUCCUCAAUAUCGAUUCAAGCUCUUGGUUGCUGGGGACUGAGCUGGACGUCGAUGCCUUGGACUUUACAUUAUCGUCGGCUGUAUCAGAGUGGGCACAGCUACCUUCGCGUCCCUUCUCAGCGCGUACAGGCGAUGUGUGCACCUUGGAUACGUCUACGCCAAUACUUACAGGGGCUAUGCCGACACAUCCUCAACAGCAACCGGCCGACCACGUGAGGCAAAAAUGGUUCACUCGGCUGACCGUCGAGGAAGGCAUGUGGAACGCACAGUCGGCGUUCACCAACCGUGGGAGCUCCAUGGGCCAGGGAAUCGUCGCGGCUGACGAGAAUUACCGGGCCGGCCUGUCACAGAGGCUCCAGCCUCGCAUGCAUGAUGAGAGUCUCCCAUCUUCUGACCAACUAAACCUUUUCGCGAACCUCUUUUUCAGCCGAUUCAACUCGCUCCUGCCUAUCGUGCAUUUACCAUCGUUCAGACCCACCAUGGAAAACUCUUUACUUUUCAUCUCAAUUUGCUCGGUUGGCAGCCUGUUCGUAGGAUCCGCCUCUGCUGUUGCGCAAGGGAUCCGUCUCUUUGAGCGAUUGAACAAAGCGAUUUUGGCAUCCUGGGAGGCCAUCUUGUCAAAUAGCCCCUCUGAUGCCUUGUCAAUGGUGCAAGCCGCCGUUCUUGGUCAGACUUUUGCGAUUCUAUCGGGCCGUCCUAAAUCCCUCGUUCUGGCAGAUGUGCUACAUGGUACAGUAAUGGCGUGGGCCCGAGAGUCUGCUAAAACUGCGCUUCAAGUACCGUCUGAUCCUCGGACCUUGGACCCAACCAGGAACGAUCUGGAUGAGCAAUGGAGUCGGUGGAUUGAUCACGAGCAGCGAAGGCGGGUGGAAAUUGCCUUCGAUAUCCACGACGCGGAGCUCGCAAGUCUAUUGCACCACGAGCCUUUGCGUAAACAUCGAUUCGGUCAAUACCCACGUGUAGCCCCUGAUGCAUUGUUUACCGCACCCACCGCGUCACGUUGGGCAGAGCUCUACAAGAAAUCGCCGACGCAGAACUCAUCAUUCGUGAUUCCAGAAGACCCUCUUCAGACAGCCGUCGCAUACUCCAAGUUCUCAGCGUACGGAGCCCUGGAAAGUAUAAAUGCACAUGUCAUUGAAGCCCGGCGGUCGAAUACUUUCGACGAACAUGAAUCUCGACGACUGUCAAACAUGCUCAUGCGAUGGUGGAGAAUAUUUACCAGCCACUUCCACCACGAAACAGAAUCCGACUCUUUCAGUUUACCGGUUCUGUGGCACUCUGUUUUCAUCAGUAUCUAUGCCGAUAUAGACCUGCUGGAGCAAGCCAUUGGCCGUGAUGGCCAGGAGUUUGCUAGCUCCAAAGCCUCUCUCAUCCGUUCAUGGGCUAGCUCCCCGGAUGCGAGUAGGUGUUUGGUACAUGCGCUACUAAUCCAGCAAAACCUUGAGCGGAUGCGCGUGUCAUCAGAGCCGGCAAUCCACAUACCUCGUGCUCUUUUCAGCGCAGCUUUGGCGUGGUUUUGCUUUACUCGCGUAGGUGGUCGACAUGCGAUCGACACCAACGCAUUUGAUGCGCCCGAGAUCCAGCUGGUAGGGAGUUUUGCAGGUCUCCAAACCCCUCAGGGUCAAGAUUUGAGCGACGCUGCUUUCGCCAACGUCAGCCACUUACACCGCUUGAUUGAUCUCCUGAACCGGUUCAACCGAUGGGGCAUUUCACAAACGUUUACCUCGGUUUUGUGUGCUGCAUUGGAGAAUAAGCAGAGUCCAUGA